AUGUCGUACUACCUCGUUUUGAUAGGCACGCGCGACAACCCGCUCUACGAAACCGAAAUCACGCCCAAAACGGCAGCUCCUUCAUUGGCCACUUCUUCUUCCUCGGCACCGACAAGCAGCGGUGUGUUCUCCCCGACAGCAUUCAGUAGCGUGGCAGCAUCUGGAGCUGCAUCGGAAGCGACCUCGACCAGCAGUGGCGGAGGAGGAAUGUUCGGAGGACUGCUGUCACGGAUUCCGACAACAAAUAUAGCAUCGAGUGGGGGCAAUACCGCAAGUGCAUCAGGUGCAGCAGGUGGCGCUGGAUCAGCAGGUAAUGUAGCAGGGCUGGGGAGUAGGCGAAAGCAGAGGUAUGAGCUGCAGAUGAUCGCGCAUUCUGCAUUGGAUACGAUCGAAGAUGCGCUUAUCACAAGCCCGUACUUGUAUCUGAAAAGCGUUGACCGAAUUCAGGAGUACACGACCAGCUGCUUUGUUCUUCCCGGAAACGUAAAGAUGGUUCUCCUGCACGAGCACAAGCACGAGGAUGGGAUCAAGAACUUCUUCCUCGACGUGUGGGAGGCGUAUCUCAAGGUCUCGAUGAAUCCAUUUCAAGAUCCCAACGCACCGAUCGAGAAUGCUGCUUUCGAUGCCCGGGUCAGAACAGCUGCUAAGAAGUUUCUCUAG
Molecule: messenger RNA, 660 nt
Organism: Mycosarcoma maydis (corn smut)
Lineage: Eukaryota; Fungi; Basidiomycota; Ustilaginomycetes; Ustilaginales
Product: TRAPP subunit TRS20
Exons: 3
Coding region: 1-660 (219 amino acids)
Biological process (GO): endoplasmic reticulum to Golgi vesicle-mediated transport
Cellular component (GO): TRAPP complex; nucleus; cytoplasm
Source: RefSeq, a predicted model, not a curated record